AUGUCCACUUCUGAAGUCAUAUAUAACGAAGAAGAUUUGAGGAAACUCAUCACUUCAUUCCGUGAAAGUUUAGAAUUAUACCUUAAAGCUUUAAGUUCCAAAGAAUCUAUUGAUAAAAUUGAAUCAUCAAAUGUUGAAGAUCCUUCAAAAGAAAUAAUCAAAAUUAGUGAUUUAUUAUUUGCACAUGCUACAAAAUUAGGUAUAGUUUUCAAACCAAAAGUUUCUUUUAAUGCAGCAUAUAAACAAUUAAGUGAAACUUCAUCAUUAUUUUUAUUUUUAUUAAGUUUAAUACCACAAAUUGAUCCAAAUAAAUAUAGUUUAAUCUUUACAAAUGAAUUAAUUGAUCAAAUUAAAAAAAUUAUAUCAUCACAAAUUAAUUUCUUGAAUGAAGUUGAUGUUUUAGAUUUUAAUACCCCAUUAGAAGAAACUGAAUUUGGUGAAAAAACUGAAGGUAGAUUAUUAUCAGUUGGUGUUAUUUGGGAUAAUUGUAAAGCAUUGAAAUCAUUAAUACAAGGUGGGAAAUUAAAAUUAUUAGAAAAUAGAUUAAAAGGUUCAAUUGGACUUGUUGAUGAUGCUAUUGAAGAAUUUACUGAAUGGUUAGAAAAUCCUUCAAUUAUAGAUGAUGAAGAUCCUUUUGGAUUAGGUGAUGAUUUUACAGAUGAAGAAGAUGAAGAUGAAGAAACAAAUAAAGAAGUAUUAAAAGAUAUAGAUCCUCAAAUUAUAGAAUUUGGUGAAGUUUGGAAUACAAAGAUUAAAAUGAUUAGAUUAUUAAUAUCAUCAUUAAAUAAAUCACUACCGUCAAAUGAUGAAUUAAUAACUGGUAAAGAAGCUGAUGAAUUUAAUAAACAACAAAAUGGAUUAAUUGAACAAAUUGAUGAUUUAUUUUCCACAAUUUAUAUAAAUGGUUCAUUAUUUGAAAUCAAAAAAAUUGGUAAAAAUAUUGAAAAACAAUGUUUAGAAAUUAUUAAAUUUGUGGAAAAUUUAAAUAAAAAUGAUGAAAAAAAAACUAAAUGGUUAAAUAUUUGGAAAGAAAAAUUCUUACAAUAA
Hansenula ciferrii is the source of this 1047-nucleotide messenger RNA. RefSeq lists its product as uncharacterized. The transcript has a single exon. Gene Ontology annotation, cellular component: nucleus. The coding region runs from base 1 to 1047 and encodes 348 amino acids. The record is from RefSeq and is a predicted model, not a curated record. NCBI's taxonomy places the organism in Eukaryota, Fungi, Ascomycota, Saccharomycetes, Phaffomycetales, Wickerhamomycetaceae. Gene Ontology annotation, biological process: regulation of cell cycle.